AUUUUGCAAAAGUUUGUCAUUACUGUAAUCAUUGAUGCCAUUACUGUAACCAAUACUGUAAUCAUUGAUAAAGUUGCCAAUCAGAAAUUACAAAUAGCUGCCUAUUGCAUUAAUGCAUCGUUAUCAUUAUUCAUUGAUGAUUUAUUACUAUGUUUGAACUUUGACCUAUCAAUGAUUUUUGCUACAUGUGAGUGA
Loa loa (African eye worm) is the source of this 195-nucleotide messenger RNA. RefSeq lists its product as hypothetical. Lineage: Eukaryota; Metazoa; Nematoda; Chromadorea; Rhabditida; Onchocercidae. The annotation marks the transcript as partial. The transcript has a single exon. The record is from RefSeq and is a predicted model, not a curated record.